GGACACACAUCUGUGCAGUGAUAAUGGGGAGAGAGAGACAAGCUGAGCAGUGCAGCACUAGUACUUCCCCCCGGUAGCCCACUCGUCAACAGUGCUGAUAUCCUGUGCAGCUUUAGAAUAAAGGUCCUGCACUGGCAGACGCUCAGCUAACCUCUCCUCUACUGUAUGUGUGCUCUGUGAUUGUGAGUACAGUGCAGUGUGUCGAAGGGACGGAAAGAUCUGAGGCUGUUUGAGGUAACAGAGAUGACAUGAGGGAGGCAGCGCCUGUACACGGCAAACAUAAACUGUGCCACUUCAUCUGAAAACAAUGGGGGACAGGACACUGAGUGUGCUCUCAUCCACAUCUCCAUUGUCUGCCUUCCUCUUUUACUCCUCCUCCGAGCAUGGAGCAUAAGCGGGGUGAAAGAGGGAGGGGAGUGGAGGAGAAGGGGGAGCAGCAGUGGGGGCAGUGGGGGUCUGGCUGUGUUCUUUCUCCUCUGUCUGUGUGCGAAUGCACAGACGGUUCAGUAGUAAUUUGAUGUGUGUCCCCGGGGACAUUUGAUGGAUUAAAGCUAAGCAGCUCCAUUUCGCAGCACCACCUGAUCUUCCACUGCCUGUGCCCCAUAUAAAGGCUGGCGUGAUUGCUGAUCUCAGCUAGUCUGACAGUCUCUCUCUCUCCCUCCUCUCUCUGUCUGUCUCCAUCUCUUCUCUUCCUCACUGGUCCCUUAAGCCUGCUGCAUCACAGGAGCUAUCCAGUGCUGAACAGGAUCGCUUUUAUUUUUUAUUUUUUUAUUUUUCUUGGGGGAAGCUGGGGGAGCCAGAGAGUAUCACACAGCAUUGCCGUCAGCCUUGUUCUCCACUGAUUUCCAUUUUCUUUCUUAUCUUAUGUUUUUGGCCGUUGUCUUCACAUUAACCGCAAGGAUUACCGUCAAACCAGCUCUGCUCGCGUGCUUCCUCAGAGGGUCUUUUUAUUUUCUCUCAUGCGUUUUUCUCAGCUCUGUGUUUUUAUCCAUUGAAACAUGCCCCGCUCAUUUUUGGUGAAGAAGAUCAAGCUUGAUGAUUUCUCUUCGUCCAAUGUGGCCACAUCCAAUCAUCAUCACCACCUGGACGACUCGUUCACUUUUGCACGCUCCAUCACAGACUCGGUGACCAGCCUUGGGGUUCGUCUCAGUGAGAAUGGCUACAUCCAGGAUUACAUCACGCCAUCUGUAUACCAGGGGGAGAAGAAGAUGGAGCACAAGCUGGCUUCGCCGGUGUCAGACCCCCUGUACACCCAGGUGAGCAGCGGAGGGGAGUACUGUGACCCCGACCUGAAGCACCCCGACAGCCCCCAGUCUGGCAUGACAGCCAGCGGCUUCUACAGUGGUGAAUCGGAGGCCCUGGCCGAGGGUUACACCAUGGAUGCCUUCUUCAUCUCUGACGGGCGCUCGAGGCGAAAGGGAGACACCGAGAGUCGCGGAGGGGGCUCAAGGAGCAGCAGUGCGAACGCUGGGGCUCAGGAGAGGGGAUCCGGCACGCCUCGCCACACCUGCAACGAGUGCGGCAAGACGUACGCCACCUCCUCCAACCUCAGCAGACACAAGCAGACGCACCGCAGCCUGGACAGCAAGAUGGCCCGCAAGUGUCCCACCUGUGCUAAAGUGUACGUGUCCAUGCCGGCGUUGGCCAUGCACAUCCUCACCCACGACCUCAAGCACAAGUGCGAUGUGUGCAGCAAGGCUUUCAGUCGGCCGUGGCUCCUUCAAGGUCACAUGCGCUCGCACACGGGGGAGAAGCCCUUUGCCUGCGCCCACUGUGGCAAAGCCUUUGCUGACCGCUCAAACCUCCGCGCCCACAUGCAAACACACUCUGCCUUCAAGCACUACAGAUGCAAGCGCUGCAAUAAGACCUUCGCUCUCAAGUCCUACCUGAACAAGCACUAUGAGUCAGCUUGCUUCAAGGGCUCUGCAGACGAAGACGACUCUGGAUCAGAAAACUAACCACAAGGAAGAAGCAAAAUUCUGAACCCCUGUUGUAGGUUCGCCACCAAUAACCCUGUUCACUCUGCCCUCCAUGCCUUUUUUCUUCCCUUUUUUUAGAAAGCAAUAUUUUCACUGAGAUUACGUGAAGAAACUCUAAUGAUUAUGGCAAAGACAAUUUCAAAAGAUGCUGGAUUUUUUCCCUGCACAGUAGCUAAUCGUCCACAGAAACAUACAAUCAAACAACCUUCCCCCAAAUAGAGACUGUAGAUGAUAGUUGUACACAAUUAAGCAACAUGUGCUCGCAUGGAUGUGGGCACAUGUAAACACACACAUUCACACAGACAUGUAUGCACACACACACACACACACACACACACACACAGAAACACACAUUCAUGUACGCACGUGUGCACACACACACACAGACACACACACACACUUACACAAUUAUAUAUGAGGCCUGGCAUGUGAAUUUUUAUCAAUGACUAUAAUGAUAUUGAUAUCAAUAGUAAUAAUAUUUAGAUUCCUGAUAUUUUAUAGCAAAUAGUAAAGAGAAAAUGAAAAAAAACAAACAUAAAAAAGGACUAACAGUGUUCUUUUGUUUUUUAGAGACAAAAUGACCUCUUGUAUUUUUAUGCUGCUUUUUAUUUGCUAAGAAUUGAAUUCUUUUGCAACUGCCAACAUGAACUUUUUAUGAAAAUGUGAACUAUGACAGUAUUUGCAAAAAAAGGGAGAUCAUUUUAAAAGGUAAAAAGACAAACCCCCUUUUUCCACACCAAUGUUUCAAUUCAACGGAUGUUAUUUUUGUAUUUGAUUUUUCUAAAUUUAUUUUUUUGUGCUUAUUAUCCCUUGUCGAUCAAAAGCAUCUUUGUAACUGUGGGUAUUCAAAAAACAAAAACAAAAAAAAACAAAAAAAAGCUCAUUUAAAUAAGCUAUACAAGAUCAUAGGCCAUAGGUCAUUCAGUUUAAUCCUCCAAGUGAUUUUAAAAAUGUUGAACAGGCCUGUUGAACAGGUUAUCACACACUACGUCUGAUCAAAUUCAUAUAGUCUCGCCCUGAUGUACAAACAGACUCGGACAAAAACACUAAGAGCCAGACCAAAUGAUCUGUUGUUAUAAGUGCCAUGUGCAGUUGACUUGUCUAUAGCAAUGAAAACUCGUUGUUCUUCCUCCACCAUGGUGGCUUGCAUAAACUCUGCUGCCUUUAUGGUGCAUCGUCCAGUCUUAACAAGCAAUUCCCCCCCCCCCCCCAGUGUUUGAGGUGCUCCCCCACCCACCGCCAGUGUUACCUCAGAGUGACGGUAUGGACUCACACACCCUCAGUUACAAAGUGACAGUCAAAUUAUUCCGUUUGUCUGUUUUAUAUGUCGCUCAAAGCUCCGCCCACGGUUUAAGAUGCAUACCAUCUAUUUAUCAUGUAAAUACUUUAUUUAUCUUCCUAUUUAUCUAUUUAUUUAAUUAUUUAUUUACCUUAUUUUUUGUGUAUUUAUUGAAAACUUGCUUAUUUGUUAAUGAUCAUGUAUUUAUUUAUUGGUUUAUAAUUUAAAAAAUGAACAUCCAUUGACCUUGUAAGAUGCUGCUGAUCUUCAAAGAAAAAUGUUUAUAUGCAUGAAAACUGUAGAGAGUCCAUGGGACUUAGUUUUUUAAAGAGGAACAAUGUACAGUACCAGUGCUAGAAGACUUCAAACAAAUGAAUGCAGAAUUACUUUUUGUUUUUCGUGGCAAUAACUUUACUGACACAGCAACUGACAUGUAUAACAAUCACAGCUGUCCUGUUUUCAGUCAAUUUAGGGCAAUAAAAAGAAACAAUGACAAAUGAAAGACUAAAAUAUUCUCCAUCUUGCUGUUUCCCCCAAAAGUCCCCUGCCUCCUGAUGACAGGAGGUGUUUGGCCCCCCCCUUUUUUUUUUUUGUCUUUAAAUCUCAGGCAAUAUAUAAUUCCCAGAAAUGGCGUACGUUGAUGUGCAUGUAGAAGUCGCCCUGAAAAUGUAACAGUAUCCAUUUGUUAAAAUUAGAGAGCAGAAUAAUGUAGGUGUAAAUCCAGCUACACCAAGGUUGAAAAAUGUGUAAAAGCAAUAACGAUAGUGAUGCAGUAACUAUGAGCAACACUCAAUCCUGUAUUGAGCGGUUCCCAAACUGCUACAAGUGUUAAUUAGACUGGAACAAAGCUGCUGAUCCUUUAUAUAUAUAUUUUAUAUUAUUAUUUUAACCGUCUCUUUUGUUUUAAAGAGCAACCAGGUAAAAUAAAAUCUCUUCUGGCAGCUGAAGGGCAGGCGUGAUUUGACUGAACUGUUAGAAGGUCACAUAUUAUACAACAGGAUUACAAUAAUUCUCAUUUAGGUCACUGACAUAAUGAAGUAUUUAAAUAGAGUUAAAUUUAAAGUCAUCCACAGUUUUCAGCACCGUUUAAAACAGCUAAAGCGGAUCUCUGAGGUGUGAGAGGAGAGAAUCCUGCUGAGAUAACAUAUGGAUGGCUAUAUACAUUUCUAACCAGCACUAAUGGAAAUGAUCUUGAUGCGAACUGUCUCGGCAGAGAAAGUUUUCCAGAGAUUGUUUGAAAUAGAACUGAAACGCUGUAAUGCGCUUCUAACUCCCCCAUCAUUUGUCCCUGCCUGGCAUCCCUCCCCCCUCCCCACCAGCCGUCCUCAUCCCGUCCCCAACUGCCUCUAAACAGACGCACCGAGGAUGAGAUGUGCUGAAGUGGGAUUGGCGGAGGGUGGCGGAGUGUGGGAGGAUAACAGGUGUUUGCAGACAGACUGCAGAUAGGGAGCGUAAUUGAGUCGGUGAGCGACCUCCAAGGGGAAGGUCAAGCACCAGCAGGCAAAUGCACUGUCAGCUAUUUGCAUAUUCCAAAUGGAUGACACGAUCGCAGUAAUGCUGAGCUCGCCCCCCCAAAAAAAAAAAUGUUUUAAAAAAAACACACACAUAUACAAAACUGAGGAGAAAAAAGACAGAAAAGAGGCGUCUCUGCUGUGAUUUUCUCUUCUCUCCUCCAUGCUCCACCAUCAUCCUGUCAAUGGUCGUCUAAGUGCUACAGCUGAAUCACUGCAUGAGAGCAUCCAAACCACCUGUCUCCUGAUUAACUUGCAGAACACAGUGUUUGGCACGUUGCUGUAUUAUUGAACUAAUGCAGAAAUCAUUACUUCCAAUAGAUUCUUUUUUAGAUGUUUUAUAUUUUCCUGUUGGACAGAGAUAUAAUGUACCUCCAGAACCUGGGGACUGUGUUUUAAUAAGGAAGAUAAAAGUAGUGAGAUCAUUAAAAACAAUUUGGAAUUGGAAAUGUGCUGCAGGCUUGUUGUCUAUGAAACUGGCAGCGAUACAGAUACAGAUCGUCCUCAGAGAAAAUCCUCUUUACAAAAUAAAAAAAAAAAAAGGAGGCACAAUUUGAUUCUAAACUUCUGAAUUUAGAUGUAGGGAAACAUUGUUCCUCUUUGAUAAUUUUGUAAAUAUAUUUGUAAAUAUAUCACAGCAAUAAUAUGACAAUGCAUGUAGACAUUUAAUUGCUCUUUUUCUAUUCAUGUUGUCUUUUUUUUUUUAUUAAAAAGGAAAAAAAAGACAAAUACAGGUACCAAUUGCAGUCGUCUGGGUGGCCAUUUGAAUCAGGGAGUGUCUUGAUUAAAAAGCUAUCUGUUGUAAGUUACAAACAAAAACUUCAAACUCUGUGUAUUCUCAAAGAUUUGAUCAUGUUCUGUAUGAUUUCUCUGUUCUUGUUUUCUUUUUAUUUAUGUGCCCGGCUUGGCUGCGCAAUGAAAAAGUGCCAAAAAGUAUGAUUUCCAUGACAAAAGCCUUCAACAUAUGGUUGGCUGCUUGAAACCUUCCAUAUGGUCCUCAAAGAAAAAAAAAAAAAAAAAACUGAUUAAGAUUUUCCACUUUCUUUCUCACUCUCUCACUCUGUCUGUCUCUCUCUCUCUUUCUCUCUCUCUCUCUGUUCCAGCUGAGUAUGAAGAAACUUAAGCCAUGAUUGCUGAGGGGUGUUUCGAUUUAUCUUGUUCUGCUACAAUUAAUAAUGAUGACAACAAUAGCAAUGAUAACGUUAAUAAAAACAAUAGCACAAGGAA
Molecule: messenger RNA, 5996 nt
Organism: Seriola aureovittata
Lineage: Eukaryota; Metazoa; Chordata; Actinopteri; Carangiformes; Carangidae
Gene: scrt2
Product: scratch family zinc finger 2
Exons: 2
Coding region: 999-1958 (319 amino acids)
Biological process (GO): regulation of DNA-templated transcription
Molecular function (GO): RNA polymerase II cis-regulatory region sequence-specific DNA binding; DNA-binding transcription factor activity, RNA polymerase II-specific
Source: RefSeq, a predicted model, not a curated record